This is a messenger RNA of Anopheles aquasalis, 2891 nucleotides long. RefSeq lists its product as uncharacterized. The record is from RefSeq and is a predicted model, not a curated record. Lineage: Eukaryota; Metazoa; Arthropoda; Insecta; Diptera; Culicidae.
GCCAGAACCAAUCUUUAACGCACUGGCGAGCUCGUACCCAUUGACCUACCUAGAAGUGCAACUUCAAGCGGCAUAGUUACGCGGAAUUUUAAUAGUUUUUUGGGCGAUCAGUCGGCCAAGUUGAGUAGAUCUACAGAGCGCGACCGAGAAAACAUUGGAGACACGGAAUAGGUGGCGUAUCGGAAAAGAAAAGGAAUCGUUACGAAGAUGACGGUCGAACGAAUCGAUACGUUCUACGACCUAGACACCAUCUACAGCACGAUCGAACGGAUGCUUCUACUCAUACGCCAGCUAUCCGGUGUAUCUCGAUUGGGUGAAAAUGGCCGCUCGCUGUCGUUUGAGCUGCAGUGGAUGAAUGCGAUCGACGAGCGCAAAUAUCAGAUCGAGGAGCUGCGCAGCUCGGUCCAGUAUCUGUUCGGCCAGUUUCGCAAAAUCUACCUCGUCAACAAGGACCUCUACGCCCAGCUCAACAAACGUGGUGGCCGCGUAUUCGAGCUGGAGAAACAGAUCGACGCCCAGGGUGACAGUAAGUGUCUCUACUUUUUGGCCGAUGCAAUCAAGUACGAGCCGGCUCUGUUGGCGAUGCAGCGUGUGCUGGAUCGAACGAUGCGCGAGAUCCGUAUCUUUCGCAAUCAGCGCAAUCAGCACAAGCUGGAGCUGUGCAUUGGGCACAUAAGGGCGGAGAAUCUGGAUAAAGUGUACGAUGAGUACUGUUCGUUCGAGUGUGGCCUUCAGCAGUUACCAGCGAUCGUUGAGGCGGUGUUCGAGCGGGACAUACGAAACCUGAUGAAGCUACUACUAUUUCUCAGCGGCUACCGGAAGCUUAACAAGGUCAACUCUGCGGAAACGUUCGUGGCGGGUUGUGAGUUCCUGGUACAACACCUGAAACACUGUGGAGCAUCGCUGCUAGAGCAACCACAGUGUCUGCUGAUUUAUGGAUUCGUGAUCGACGCAUUGCAGGAGCGUCCGGACAAAUCGGUGGCCUCACUGCAAGAGGAUGUGUUUCGCGAUCGUUUAGAGCAGGUACGGAACGAUCUCGUCGGUUGUGUCCAAAGAACGGUACGGCUCAUUCAAACUGAUCCACAACAAACGGGACCGUUGGGGCGAUUGUUUCACCAUUUGGCGGACGAAAUCUUGAUCGAAUUACUGAAAUGCGCCUACGAGGGUAAUGUGAAAAAUCUCAACAACAUUCUACAAUUCGUUUCGCAUCUUUCACGGAUCGAUCACGACAUCAUCAGCUACCGGGUGCUGUAUGCUCAGAUGGAACACUAUGAUCAUCUUUUUUGUCCGGAAAUAUUUCUACUAGCGUAUCGCAUCAAACAAACGAUGACGGCCCCUGGAUACGCAUCCGCCAGUCUACGGGCAGAUCUGGAACGUCUGAAAGUCAAUCUGCCUCCGGUGGUAGUGUCCAUCCUGUGGAAAACCGUUACCGUGUCACGGUUUGAGUCGCGCAUCCUCCUAAAGUUCGGCACCAUCGGCAAAGAGGUUAGCUUCUCGCGCUACACGGCCGACAAAAACCGUAUCGAACUGGAGCCGCUCGAGGAUGGCAAUUGCUUUCGUAUUCGAGGCAUCGCAAUCAAUGGAUACCUGGGGGAAAGUGGCACCGGACAGCCAAUUAUUGCGCCCAAAAGUGAGAGCAUAUCGAAUACGAAAUUCCGCUGGAAGCUGAUUCCGGUCGAGGGAUGCGAAUACUUUCGGGUGCAGAACUACGCCAGCGGUGCGUUGCUUUACUCGCGGAUCCCGAGCGAAGACCCAGAGUACGAUUUCUACAAUAGCCAGGAGACACUGCAACUCACUGGUAACGAGCGAGUGCUCACCGAUCAGAAUAGCUAUUGGAAGAUAGAGGAGCAUCCACGGGGUUCCCGCAGUGCUAGCAGCGAAUCAGAGUGUUGCAUUCUAUGAACAGAAGCAGCAGCAGCAAAGGCAUCGUCCGCAUCCAUAACCAGUUCGAUGGAUUUCCCGGCCGGCCGGCCGGCCAUCAGUCGGCUAAUGACACGUUUCUGACUACACCCACAGAAGCAGAACCGCGUACGCUUACGUACGUCGUAAGAGCGAAAACCGCGACUUGUACGGUAUGGCAGAUAUGCAGCUGUACAAAUAGUACCAUUCCACCACCAUCGGGUGAGCGAGAGCACGCUGCGUUCCCCCAUUUGCAGGAUGUGAUUGUUUGCUCUAUACUCAACAAGGUCCAGCGAUACCCACCUGCAUCAACACCACGCCUACGGCAGGCCCCCCAUCCUUACUGUUCUUCCCAGUUCAACCGGUAGUGAAUAAGGACCAUAAAUAACUCGCCCCAUUGACUCGUGGUACGUGCGGCAGAAAGGAAAGCGAAACUCGCCUGAAGAAGCGCCGGCGGUGACCAUUUGUUUUGAUUGUACACCAUAAUCGAGGCCGGGCGUGAAUGAAUCAGCGGGAGCAGUCCAUUUUUUUUCUUCAAUUCCGACUUUCAUUCAGCUAUGUCUAUAACAUGCAGCCCGUGGUGUGGUGUAAGGGUGGAUUGUGUAGCGACAAAUGUGCGUGAAAUGGCGAGCCGAGAUCAGACUGCCCUUGGCUUAGCCAUCUCAACGGAACGCAGCGCUAGUGUUGACCCAAGAGUCGAAAACAUGAUAGCCGUAUAAUAUAUAUUCUCUAUGACGAAAUCCUUCCCCUUCCUUCGCUACCAGCUAGAGCGAUGUCGAGCCCGGUCGAGCCAAAAUGAUUGUUUACGUUGGCUGUUAGCUGCGUGCCAUGCUUGUAAUGCAACGAUGACGAUCUACCAGCAUUAUAUCUAUUACUCAUCGAGAUACCUCGAUCAAGAUUACCUCGUGGGUGUGUUUUCGUUUCGGUAGCCACACUUUAUACGUAUACUGCCAGAUGUUUAGCAUGCCAGCGCAGAGUGUGAUGUGAAAUAG